UUAUUGCCACCGACUUAUAUAUGACUACAAAUCUAGAUUUUUUUAGGUGUACUCUACGCUUUUACAGGGUAUAUCAUGGGUUAUAAUUUAGUGUGUGAGCUCAUUGAACCUGAAGUCAAAAUGACGUAAUCAACACGCGACUAACCGGAUCCGUCUCCUGUAAACACUAGAGACGUGAAGCUUAUAUUCCACGCUUCAUUAAGGAUAAUGUAGAGAUUCUUCACGAUUAAAGACUGACAUAAGAGGACCUGGAGGACAUUACCGGUAACCAUGGCCGCUCGGACGCUGCAGGCCGCGGUGUCCGCUGCCGCAUCUCUGCAUGCUGACCGGACGGCCGUAGUGUUCGACAGCGGCAGCUCGGCGCAUGCUGGACCCUCGGCGUCGCUGCUGUACCGAGAGUUGGUGCAGCUCAGCGGGGAACUUUCAGCUGUUUUUCUGAGGAGAUGCGCUCCCAUCCACAGCGUUAUUGGUCUGUACUGCAGCGAUGAUCUGCUUGUUCCUGUCUGGAUCCUAGGGAUCUUACAGUGUCCUGCUGCUUAUAUGCCGCUGGACCCCGAAGCUCCUGCACUCCUGUCGGCUCAGGUAAUGAGUCAGUGUGGACUGAAGUACUGCGCCGUGGAGACCCGCCUGAUGCAGCAGUUCCAGGCCACUCUCAGCAGAUACCUUACCUUUGAGGUUUGUGCGACACUGCCAAAGUUCAAGCUGACCCUGAUCCACAUUCAGAAGCUGUCAUGUGCUAAACCUGAACCUGGAACAAAGCAAGAUGGCCACCAGGAGGCUGGCUGUGGUGCAUCGUUGUUGGAGAGCGGUGCAGCUCAUGGAGAGCUUGCGUACGUACUGCACACGUCUGGAACAACAGGCCCUCCCAAAAUGGUGAGGGUGCCACACAGGUGUAUUGUUCCCAACAUACUGCACCUGAGGUCUCUGUUUCAGAUGAGUUCGUCUGAUGUGGUUUUUCUCGCCUCCCCUUUAACCUUUGACCCCUCGGUGGUGGAUAUUUUUCUGGCUUUGUCAUCUGGGGCUCAGCUGCUCAUCGUACCCAGCCUGAUCAAGAAAAUGCCUCGUCGGCUCGCUGGGCUUUUGUUCAAAGAGCAUAAAGUUACAGUCCUUCAGGUGACCCCCACUCUCCUCCUGAGCUUUGGCCACCACACUUUAAAAGAGGAGGUGCUGUCGCCCAGCUCGUCCCUCCGGGUGUUGGCUCUGGGGGGAGAAGCCUGCCCGCCUCCAGCUCUGCUGAGGAGCUGGAAACACGAGGAAAAUAAGACCUGCAUCUUUAACCUGUAUGGCAUCACGGAGGUCUCCUGCUGGGCCUGCUGUUACAAGAUACCCGAGACUCUGCUGCGGUCCAGCGACCUUGGAGAGCCCUCGGUUCCUCUCGGAGCUCCUCUGAUGGACACAGAGGUGGACGUCAGGGAUGAACUGGGCCGGGUCGUCACAGAGGGAGAAGGACAGCUGUUCCUCGGUGGAGGGGGCAGGGUGUGCCUCCUGGACGGGGAGGGCACUGUGGCCUCUGGGACGAUGAGAGCUACCGGAGAUUGGGUGAAGAUCAGAGAGCAGCAGCUGCACUUUCAGGGCCGGACGGACCGAACCAUCAAACGCAAUGGAAAACAAGUAAACCUGGACCACCUGCAGCAGCUCGUCCUGGCUCUCCCUCGGGUGGCGGCCUGUGCGGUGGGCCUCCACAGCAGCUCUCGACUCCUUGCUUUUGUUGUGAGCUCCUCCUCCUCCUCCUCGGUCCGGCAGCAUUGGGAGGAGGGGGGAGGAGCAGGUGGAGAUGAGAAGAGGCGGAUUCUGGAGCAGCUGUCUGUGCUGCUGCCUUCUCACGGCAUUCCUGACUCUCUGGAGCUCCUGCCGGCGUUGCCCCUGACUCCUCAUGGUAAGGUCGACCUGGAGGCUCUGAUGAGAUCAUAUGAAAGACAAAGGGAGCGUUUGGGAUUUCCACGGGGAGAUGUCCACACCCUGAAGCAGAGGCUGCAGGCGUUGUGGAAGGAUGCAUUAGGUCUUCCUGGAGAUGCAGACCUGGACGAGCAGUCGAACUUCCUGCUGAGUGGGGGGGACUCCCUGAAGGCUGUACGUCUGUGUGAAGACAUCGGCGCCGCUGUGGGAGCGCCCUCGCCACAGCUCCUGGAGGUGCUGCUGGACGGGACGUUCUCAGAGCUGUGGCGGCACGUCGCACUGAUGCUGGAGGGCCGCCCAUCCUCAUCGCAUCAGGCCAAGAAGAGACACGCCGAUCCUCCAUCUGCUGCAGCCAAGAGGGAGUGGAAGCCGGCGGAGAAACGGGCCGUGAGGGUGCUGCAGCGAGCGGGUCGGGUGACACAAAUGAAUAUGACGGACUCAAGCGAGACGCUGGAAGACGCCGGACUGAGGGGGGCGGAGUCACACAGAGCUGUGAAGGUGGAGAUGAGUCUGAGCUGGGCUUCAGACACCGGCAGAUGUGUGGACGCCUCCCCGAUGCUUCUGGUUAUCGACGGUGCGAAUCAGAGCUCCGACGGCUGCAGGACGACAGUGUUUAUUGGCUCUCACUCCCACAGGGUGCAGGCUUUGGACCUCGGUACCGGUGGGGUUCUGUGGGAGCGAGUCCUCGGGGGCAGGGUGGAGGCCUCGGCUGCUGCGUCUCCCUGCGGCUCGCUCAUAAUUGUAGGCUGCUACGACGGCUGCAUCUACUUCUUAAGUGCCGACUCUGGAGAGACCCGGUGGACGUUUAGGACGGGAGACGCGGUGAAGAGUUGUCCCGCUGUGGAUGCUGUCAGCGGUUUGGUGUUGGCCGGCUCACAUGAUGGAAAUGUUUAUGCUCUGGACCCACAGGCUCAGCGGUGUGUUUGGAAGCGUCACUGUGGCGGCGCCGUGUUUUCCUCCCCGCACCUUCACGAUUCCCCGCGACAGCUGUACGUGGCGACCCUGGCAGGACGUCUGCUGAGCCUGAACCCUGACAGUGGAGACGAGUCGUGGUCGUACCACAGAGGCGUCCCUUUUUUCUCCUCGCCCAACUGCUCCUCCAGCUGCGUGGUGAUCGGCUCGGUGGAUGGAAACAUCUGCUGCCUCACUCACACCGGAGAACUGCUGUGGCAGUUCCCCACACAGGGGCCGGUCUUCUCGUCUCCGUGCUUCCUCCGGGAACAACAUCGGCUUCUGUGCGGAUCUCACGACGGCCGCCUGUACUGUCUGAGUGCGGCCGACGGCUCUGAAGUUUGGACUUUUCAGACCUGCAGCAGGGUGUACUCCUCUCCUUGUGUGUUCCAUAGCUGCGGCGGGGGCGCCCUGGUGGCUCUGGCUUCCACAGACGGGACGGUCUGGAUCCUGGACGCAGCAAACGGACAGAUGCUGGCCUCGCACGCUUUACCCGGGGAGCUGUUCUCAUCCCCGGUAGUGUGUGGCGGCUGUGUGGUAAUUGGGUGUCGUAAUGAUUAUGUCUAUGCCUUAAAUCUGACUAAUAAAGAGGAAACCUGACGUAGUU
Molecule: messenger RNA, 3454 nt
Organism: Oryzias melastigma (Indian medaka)
Lineage: Eukaryota; Metazoa; Chordata; Actinopteri; Beloniformes; Adrianichthyidae
Gene: aasdh
Product: aminoadipate-semialdehyde dehydrogenase
Exons: 14
Coding region: 271-3447 (1058 amino acids)
Biological process (GO): amino acid activation for nonribosomal peptide biosynthetic process
Molecular function (GO): protein binding
Source: RefSeq, a predicted model, not a curated record